Tachysurus fulvidraco (yellow catfish) is the source of this 1464-nucleotide messenger RNA. It is a transcript of the gene il2rga, whose product is annotated as interleukin 2 receptor, gamma a. Gene Ontology annotation, molecular function: protein binding; cytokine receptor activity. Lineage: Eukaryota; Metazoa; Chordata; Actinopteri; Siluriformes; Bagridae. Gene Ontology annotation, biological process: cytokine-mediated signaling pathway. Gene Ontology annotation, cellular component: external side of plasma membrane. The transcript has 8 exons. The record is from RefSeq and is a predicted model, not a curated record. The coding region runs from base 96 to 1169 and encodes 357 amino acids.
AAUCAGCACUGUAUAUAACAGCACUGACACUCGUCCCCUCUGUAUAUAAGUGAAAAGCGAAAGCAGACGGAGGAACGUUGAAUGUCUACAGAAAGAUGAUUUUCUCUUCCUUUCUCACGUUAGUGUGGAUUUGUUCAGGAUCUGCCUCGACUCUUCCUCACCAGAUCGAGUGCACAGUGGUGAAUCUGGAGUAUGUGAACUGCACAUGGGAUGGAAACAGAACCCUGGUGGAGAACUACACCUUUCUAAGCAGUUAUAAAAAUCCAGAUGUUCCUGAAGAAUGUUCCUCUUAUCAGUACGUCAGGGAGCUUCGGGUCGGCUGUGUGGUCGUGUACAGUGAGAAGGACCUGCAGAGAUUCGAGGACUUUUACACGUGGUUAUACAGAGACACCAUCAUCAUGGCAAAACAAGAAUACAAGCCACUGUUAAAAAGGGUAAAGAUGAAGGCACCGAAUAACAUGUCGGUGUUGUUGAAGGAUCCAGAGCUGUGGGUCUAUUGGAACAUUACAGAUAAGAUUAAAUCACAUUGUCAGGAGCGUGAAGUUCGCUUCAGGACCAACAGCAACAAGUGGAAUAUUUACGGCAGCAGCAUGGAAAAUGCCUUCAACGUGCCGUUUCCCAACUCUCAAAGUCUGUACGAGUUCCAGGUGAGAGUGCGAAUGUCCUCCACCUGUGGACAGUCUGAACUGUGGAGCGAAUGGAGUGAGCCAGUCUUCUGGGGCACCAAGAUGAUUAAUGACACAGAUACGGGACAGCAGACGUCUGUAGCUCUGAUGGUACUUGGCACAGUCGGAGCCGCUGUCGUCCUCAUCAUGCUCACGUGUCUGCUCAUCCACAGCGAAAGAAUCAGAGUCAUCCUGGUUCCUGUUGUACCAGGACCCAAAAAUCUCAAGGAUCUUAUUGACAGCUACAAUGGAAAUGUAGAGAAGUGGCUGCACAUCUCCAAAGAGCUGCAGGACGGAUUUAAGCCCAACUUCAGCGAGCGUCCCUGCACAGUGCAGGAGUUCAGGACGGAGGCACACAGCGAGUCAGAGAGUGACGACGGUUUCUCUGUGCACACGGCCGCCUCGUCUGACUAUCAGUCCAUGCAGAGCUACUCGUCCAUCUCCACACUUCCGUCUCACAGCGACAGCCCAAGCACUGAAACCACACCUCUCAAUGGGCCGUAAACAACAACAACAACAACAACAACAACAACAACAACAACACACUCGCAGUUUAGACACAAAGGUUCAUAGACAAUCACAAUCAGGGCUAGAAACAUUCCCAAAGGGAAAUUUAUUAUAUUAAAGAAAACUGGAAAAUCAACACACACCUGAGAAAAUAAAGUGUCACUGCUUCACAGGGCUGAAGAUUAUGUGUAUAAACAUACACACACACACACACACACACCCACACACACACACACACACACACACACACACACACACACACACACACACACACACACACACACACACAGAG